GAGAGGUCUCACUCUAACAAACUAAUUCGGUGUCAAAAACGAGAAAAAUAGACGACGACGAAGACUUUUGAAGGACUCCGGCGCCUCUCCCGCCGAUAACCGCCGUGAAACUCAUCGCGGCGGUCAAUUCCGUACUGGAAUUUUUCGAAGCGACAUUCAAUUUACCAUAUCAAACGCCGUCUCCAACGGUUCGAGAAUGGGUUGCAUCGGAUCUUCUCAGGCUAGAAACGAAGGCGGAGCGAAAAGAAAGAAAAUCCGGAAACCAAAACCGUGGGCGCAUACCGAGCCAAUCACAAUGGCACAGCUUACGAACAUGCGUGAGGAGUUUUGGGACACUUCUCCACACUAUGGUGGUCAAAGAGAGAUAUGGGAAGCGCUUCGUGCUGCUGCUGAAGCUGACCUGAAGCUAGCACAAACGAUUAUAGACAGUGCAGGCGUGAUUGUCCAGAACCCUGAUCUAACAUUGUGUUGGGAUGAAAGAGGUGCUAGAUAUGAGCUUCCUAGGUAUGUUCUAAGUGAGCCCACGAAUCUGAUUCGAGAGCAGGGGCAGUAAUUCUCUACGAACGGUGACAACAAGAAUCAAAGCUUGGUGAGUAGUAGUAGAAGCAAGAAGACUAGAAUCUGAAGUAAGUCUUUCAUAUUCUUUACGUUUAGCAAUAGAAACGAUAUAUCAGUAGUACACACUCUCUGUAUAGUUACUGAAACCUAAAGUGGGAGAUGGUGAUACGUGGUGGUAGUGGUACAGAUGUACAGUCAGGAUUUCUUUAACCUCUUUUGGUCAAAAUGUUCUUGAUCACUUGUGAGUUUGACAAAUUCUAAGUAUUUUUUGCUUAUUUGACAAAUUCUAAGUAAUUUUGCGUAUGCUUGAUCAACUGUUGUUAGUUAAAGGAUGGAAUUUAAAAUAAAACGAGACAAGAAAAGUAUAGUUUUUGGCUUAUUUUAUUUUAUUUAUAUGUCACAAUGUUUGAAAUAAAAUGAUUCCUUCCAUUUUUUGUUUUCUUUAAAAACUCUCGAGAAUCACAAAACUCUCAAAAACGUUUGUGUCAGAACUGGUCUUCAUCUCUCCAAGUCACCAUGUCUUUUUGUUCAUUGGAUUUUGGAGCUAUUAACUAGCCAAUUA
Molecule: messenger RNA, 1120 nt
Organism: Eutrema salsugineum
Lineage: Eukaryota; Viridiplantae; Streptophyta; Magnoliopsida; Brassicales; Brassicaceae
Product: ubiquitin domain-containing protein 1
Exons: 4
Coding region: 197-553 (118 amino acids)
Source: RefSeq, a predicted model, not a curated record